Messenger RNA from Acanthosepion pharaonis, 2604 nucleotides. The record is from the annotation of a GenBank genome assembly. Lineage: Eukaryota; Metazoa; Mollusca; Cephalopoda; Sepiida; Sepiidae.
AUGUUCGAAGACAACCCUUCUUCGAACAUUGUGACUGGUAUCAGUGCUCACUUUUCGAAGACCGUCCUUCUUCGACCCUUUUUUCUCUGGGGCCAGUCCACAAUGUACGUAGACCAUCCUUCUUCGUCCAUUGAGGACGAGCGAGAGUCCACAACGUCCGAAGCCGAUCCUUCUCUGAACAUUGUUCACUGGCGCCAGUCGACAAUGUUCGAAGACAACCCUUCUUCGAACAUUGUGACUGGUAUCAGUGCUCACUUUUCGAAGACCGUCCUUCUUCGACCCUUUUUCUCUGGGGCCAGACGAGCGAAAUCCACAACGUCCAGCCGAUCCUUCUCUGAACAUUGUUCACUGGCGCCAUCGACAAUGUUCGAAGACAACCCUUCUUCGAACAUUGUGACUGGUAUCAGUGCUCACUUUUCGAAGACCGUCCUUCUUCGACCCUUUUUUCUCUGGGGCCAGUCCGCAAUGUACGUAGACCAUCCUUCUUCGUCCAUUGAGGACGAGCGAGAGUCCACAACGUCCGAAGCCGAUCCUUCUCUGAACAUUUGCUCACUUUUCGAAGACCGUCCUUCUUCGACCCUUUUUCUCUGGGGCCAGUCCACAAUGUACGUAGACCAUCCUUCUUCGUCCAUUGAGGACGAGCGAGAAUCCACAACGUCCGAAGCCGAUCCUUCUCUGAACAUUGUUCACUGGCGCCAGUCGACAAUGUUCGAAGACAACCCUUCUUCGAACAUUGUGACUGGUAUCGUGCUCACUUUCGAAGACCGUCCUUCUUCGACCCUUUUUCUCUGGGGCCAGUCCGCAAUGUACGUAGACCAUCCUUCUUCGUCCAUUGAGGACGAGCGAGAGUCCACAACGUCCGAAGCCGAUCCUUCUCUGAACAUUACCAUCCCUUCUUCGUCCAUUGAGGACGAGCGAGAGUCCACAACGUCCGAAGCCGAUCCUUCUCUGAACAUUGUUCACUGGCGCCAGUCGACAAUGUUCGAAGACAACCCUUCUUCGAACAUUACCAUCCUUCUUCGUCCAUUGAGGACGAGCGAAACGUCCACAACGUCCCGAUCCUUCUCUGAACAUUGUUCACUGGCGCCAGUCGACAAUGUUCGAAGACAACCUUCUUCGAACAUUGUGCGACUGGUAUCAGUGCUCACUUUUCGAAGACCGUCCUUCUUCGACCCUUUUCUCUGGGGCCAGUCCACAAUGUACGUAGACCAUCCUUCUUCGUCCAUUGAGGACGAGCGAGAGUCCACAACGUCCGAAGCCGAUCCUUCUCUGAACAUUUGCUCACUUUUCGAAGACCGUCCUUCUUCGACCCUUUUUUUUCUCUGGGGCCAGUCCGCAAUGUACGUAGACCAUCCUUCUUCGUCCAUUGAGGACGAGCGAGAGUCCACAACGUCCGAAGCCGAUCCUUCUCUGAACAUUGUUCACUGGCGCCAGUCGACAAUGUUCGAAGACAACCCUUCUUCGAACAUUGUGACUGGUAUCAGUGCUCACUUUUCGAAGACCGUCCUUCUUCGACCCUUUUUCUCUGGGGCCAGACGAGCGAGUCCGUCCGAAGCCGAUCCUUCUCUGAACAUUGUUCACUGGCGCCAGUCGACAAUGUUCGAAGACAACCCUUCUUCGAACAUUGUGACUGGUAUCCAUCCUUCUUCGUCCAUUGAGGACGAGCGAGAGUCCACAACGUCCGAAGCCGAUCCUUCUCUGAACAUUUGCUCACUUUUCGAAGACCGUCCUUCUUCGACCCUUUUUCUCUGGGGCCAGUCCACAAUGUACGUAGACCAUCCUUCUUCGUCCAUUGAGGACGAGCGAGAGUCCACAACGUCCGAAGCCGAUCCUUCUCUGAACAUUGUUCACUGGCGCCAGUCGACAAUGUUCGAAGACAACCCUUCUUCGAACAUUGUGACUGGUAUCAGUGCUCACUUUUCGAAGACCGUCCUUCUUCGACCCUUUUUUCUCUGGGGCCAGUCCACAAUGUACGUAGACCAUCCUUCUUCGUCCAUUGAGGACGAGCGAGAGUCCACAACGUCCGAAGCCGAUCCUUCUCUGAACAUUGUUCACUGGCGCCAGUCGACAAUGUUCGAAGACAACCCUUCUUCGAACAUUGUGACUGGUAUCAGUGCUCUUUUCGAAAUCUCACUUUUCGAAGACCGUCCUUCUUCGACCCUUUUUCUCUGGGGCCAGUCCGCAAUGUACGUAGACCAUCCUUCUUCGUCCAUUGAGGACGAGCGAAAUCCCACAACGUCCGAAGCCGAUCCUUCUCUGAACAUUGUUCACUGGCGCCAGUCGACAAUGUUCGAAGACAACCCUUCUUCGAACAUUUCCGCAAUGUACGUAGACCAUCCUUCUUCGUCCAUUGAGGACGAGCGAAAUCCCACAACGUCCGAAGCCGAUCCUUCUCUGAACAUUGUUCACUGGCGCCAGUCGACAAUGUUUUUCGAAGACAACCCUUCUUCGAACAUUGUGACUGGUAUCAGUCUCUCACUUUUCGAAGACCGUCCUUCUUCGACCCUUUUUCUCUGGGGCCAGUCCGCAAUGUACGUAGACCAUCCUUCUUCGUCCAUUGAGGACGAGCGAAGUCCACAACGUCCGAAGCCGAUCCUUCUCUGA